CUCAAUGUUUCCAGCGCCAAAGAACAUCCCAAAAGACUUAUUCGCCCUACAGCUUCCCUGUUACGAUGGUCAUUGAAACAUCCGAGUCCAUACCUAUGCCCCAUGGCCGUUAAGUGCGUUAAGGUCGAUCGAUCUGCCCAGAUAGCCAGCCCAGUAAUACCUUGGCGCCUACUUAGCAGUGAUUAGAAGCCAUUGGCUCAAGUUAAACUCCUAGAUUUCGAAACUAAACGGUGUAAUCAUAAAGAACAAUUACAAACCACUCUCUACUGAUCACGGACGAGCAUCGUGUGGAUUAGGAUGUAUUGUUAUGAGUACUGGCGCAGUCGUAGAGAGAGUGAUGUAUAUCUCGUUAGAUCUUUUGCCAGAGCAGCUGGAGUUGAAAACACAGGGAGAAUUACAACUCCACAGAUCCAGCCUUCUACUUGUUCCAUCAUGAGAAGGGUUUGUUCAUUCGCCAACUAUGGCUACUCGUCGCAGGUUGCAAUGCAGCCGUUGUGGGACAUAGAUCAGGUCAAGCGGGACUCAGUUUUGGAUUUCCUGAACAGCACUCUGCCUGGGCGCUUCUACACAACGGUUAACCAGGACGUUAUCAGCUUAGCCCUUCGAAAAGUGCACGACUAUUGCCCAUCACCAGCGGUCCAGCGAACGCGGCAAUCCCGCUCCUCCUAUCCCAUGGCUAUUAAGCCUCCAACGCAAAGCGGCAAUAAAACAUUUCACAUUGUUGCUGUCGACUUACCAGGCUUCAGCUUCAGAACAGCAGCGACUCAGCCAGGCCUAGGCUCACGAGAGAUGGGUGUAGCUUUCGACGCACCUUAG
Molecule: messenger RNA, 816 nt
Organism: Aaosphaeria arxii CBS 175.79
Lineage: Eukaryota; Fungi; Ascomycota; Dothideomycetes; Pleosporales
Exons: 2
Coding region: 298-816 (172 amino acids)
Source: RefSeq, a predicted model, not a curated record